AGUUAAACCAUAACUUCCCCUAUGAGAUUAAUUGGCAAAGCUGGUUUCAGUCAGUUGAUAACUAUUGAUAUUGACCGACAUAACAAGGAUUCGAAAACCACACGUUCUUAUCACUGCCAUGCUAUGAUAAGAUAUCACCCACAUCCAUUGAACGCACUCGAGAUAUAGCCUUUAAAUUGAUAAUUGGCCGCCAUCAACACUCAGUCACUGUUGCAAGUCGUUGUUCAAGUCAUAUCGAGUAGAAUGCCGUGGUCGGCAGUAUUUUCACCGGUUAUCACUGCCGUAUUGUGCCUUCUCGUGGCGGCACCGCUCGGGGCUUCCGAAUGGCAGUCAAGAAUCGUGGGAGGUUCCAACGCCACCGGUAACGUCUGUCCGCAUGCCGUUGCCAUUCGCCUGGUUGGCCGAGAUUUCCAUUGUAAUGGGGCGUUGAUAACCAAUCAGGAUGUCCUGACGGCAGGUCAGUGCGUGUAUAAUGGGAACGUGCUCCGAAAUGCUUCCGAGUUCCAGGUGGUUCUGGGGAGCUUGGCCAGUUCGAAUAGCUCCUCCGGAAGCACGAUACGUAGUGUGGCGGCCGUUUGGCCUCAUCCAUCGUACCUUUCGAACUCGCGUUUGAACAACGUAGCCGUUCUGAGGUUGAACGGUACGGUGCAGAGUUCAGCAUCGAUAGUACCGGUCCAGCUGUCCACGGCGGAUGCAGCGGUUAACCGAACCUGUACGCUGUGUGGAUGGGGAGCUAAUUCUACGGCAGGAAGGCCACUGGCAACACUACAGCGACUGGACCUGCAGAUUCAACCGCACAAUGCGACCUACUGUACGAGAGCCAACGAUAACGUGGCGUUACUAACCGGACAGAUAUGUGCCGGGGAUCUGACAGUUGGGAGGGGAGCAUGUAACGGGGAUGUGGGAGCUCCACUGGUGUGCGACGCACGUUUGCAAGGAGUUCUGACCAUAGUGGGCGGCUGUGGAGCAUUGAACGAGACUUCGAUCUUCCUCAAUACGGUGACUUUCAGGGAUUGGAUCAACAACAGGACGCAGACUUCAGGGGGUGGUGGCGGCGGAACUGGAGGAGGAAGUGGAGGUGGAACUGGUGGCGGCGGAGGAGGAGGAGCUGCCCAGGCAGUUAUGCAGAUGUGGGUUGUGAUGAUGCCAAUUUUGAUUCUUUUGGCUUUGAAAUAGGGCGUUAGUAAUUGAAAUCGACCAAAUCGACUUUCUGGAGUUCUAGAAGAUAUAAAUAUUGCAAAUGACUGUCGACGGCAAUACAACUACAGUCGAAUAGAUUUUUUCCACUUACAUUGAUAAGGUACAAAUCAUAGGUCUGUUGAAAUGUGAAUCAGAAGAAUAAAUGAAACUCGUCUUAUUAGCUUAGUUCCUAGGUCAACGCAGUAAUUUAUAACAAUGCAUCAAGUGAAAAGGUACACUCCAAAGAAUGACUCAGUACAAGCUCAAUAAAGAAAAAUCACCGAACCG
This is a messenger RNA of Aedes albopictus (Asian tiger mosquito), 1467 nucleotides long. Its product is annotated as trypsin alpha-3-like. Gene Ontology annotation, biological process: proteolysis. The record is from RefSeq and is a predicted model, not a curated record. The transcript has a single exon. Bases 244 to 1176 code for a protein of 310 amino acids. Gene Ontology annotation, molecular function: serine-type endopeptidase activity. Lineage: Eukaryota; Metazoa; Arthropoda; Insecta; Diptera; Culicidae.